UGAAACGCCCAUGCACUAAUAUUUGCCUGGUCUCUGAUAUCUCUCUCUGUCUCCUUGUUCUAUAAGCUGGGAGAGUUUUCUCAUUUGGAUGAAAGGAUUCAUAGGUUUCUGCAUCUGAUCUUCCGUCGUUGCACCCGCACCACCAUUGCAGUGAUGGCAAUAAAGAGCUCAUUUCUCAGGCUUGUCGAAGAGACCCUAGAGAGUGCUUCGAGGAAACCGAAGAGGAUGCUUUAUGGAGAUGUGUUCAAUAUAUCAAAUUUUCAUUUACUUCAGCAUUGGAAAGGAUGGUCACAGAUAAGCUCAUCUUGUUUCUGGAAGAGUCUAGUCAUGUUUCUUCAUCUCUUCUUUAUCAGCAGCUUCUCCCUCCAGCUUCUACUUAAUAAAAUCUGCAAAUCAUACCAAAGGAAAUACAGGACCAACGAGGAAGGGUUACAAAAUCACGCUGCUGCGAAACAUACGCUUGAUGACAUAAACUUGGGUAUCUCAUACCAAGCCAGCAAAGUGUGUUGCUCUCUAAUAUUAAUCAGCCAUUGUGUGGAAUUUGUUUCAUUGCUGCUACAAGGAAAUGAGAGGUAUUGCAAGUACGUAUUCUCAGUUUCAGCUGAAAUAACACAGUUGAUAUCAUGGAUGGUUUUGUUGGUUACCAUUUUUAAUUUUCGGCGAACAAGAUCAGUAAAACUCCCAUGGAUUAUAAGGGCAUGGUGGACAUGCAGCUUCUUCCUGUCAGCAAUCUGCAUAGCUUUUGAUAUACACUCCAUUGUUUUACACAAUGCAUUUCUAGGGUUGGAAGAAUGCAUAGAUCUAUUAAAUCUUCUUUUCUGCGCAUAUCUGUUCGCCAUUUCAGUCAGAGGAGCAACAGGGAUCACUUUUGACAAUAGUAACAUCAGAGAACCACUACUGCACACGCCAACAGAAAAGCAUGGGGAGACCAAGAGGCAAUCGCCAUAUGGAAAUGCAAGCCUUCCACAACUUGUCACUUUCUCAUGGCUUAACCCCCUUUUUGCUAUAGGAGUCAAGAAGCCUCUAGAUCAGCAUGAAGUACCUGAUGUCGAUAUCAAAGACUCUGCCAAGUUCCUUUCACACUCAUUCGACAGCUGCUUGACUAGUGUAAAAGAAAAGCAUGGCUUGCAGACUUCAUUUGUUUACAGAGCAAUCUUCCUAUUUAUCAGGAAAAAAGCAGCAAUCAAUGCUAGCUUUGCAGUUGUUACUGCAUGCGCGUCUUAUGUAGGACCUUCAUUGAUUGAUGACCUUGUUAUGUUCCUAGGUGGAAAGAGGGAGAAUGGAUUGAAAAGUGGAUACAUACUUGCACUUGCAUUCCUAAGUGCCAAAAUUGUGGAGACUGUGGCUCAGAGGCAGUGGAUUUUUGGAGCUCGACAGCUUGGAAUGCGCCUAAGAGCAGCAUUAAUAUCUCACAUAUACAAAAAGGGCCUUCGCUUAUCAAGCCAGUCUCGGCAGAACCACACCAGUGGAGAAAUUAUCAACUAUAUGAGUGUGGAUAUUCAAAGAAUUACAGAUCUCAUAUGGUACGCAAACAUAAUAUGGAUGUUACCCGUACAGGUUUCUCUUGCAAUCUAUGUUCUUCACAACAGUCUGGGUCCUGGAGCUUUUGCUGGAUUAGCAGCAACAGUCAUGCUAAUGGCAUGCAACAUUCCUAUCACUAGAACACAGAAACGUUUCCAGUCCAAGAUUAUGGAAGCAAAAGAUGAGCGAAUGAAAGCGACCUCAGAAAUUCUCCGAAACAUGAAGAUUUUGAAACUUCAAGCUUGGGAUCUCCAGUACCUUCGCAAAUUAGAAGCUUUGCGAAACAUUGAGUAUAACUGGUUGUGGAAGUCUCUAAGACUGCUAGCAAUGACAGCAUUUUUAUUCUGGGGAGCGCCCACAUUUAUAUCAGUGAUAACAUUUGGAUCAUGUAUACUCAUGGGAAUACCUCUAACAGCAGGGAGAGUUUUAUCUGCAUUGGCAACUUUUAGGAUGCUCCAAGAACCCAUAUUCAAUCUUCCAGAUUUGCUUUCAGUAAUUGCACAGGGAAAAGUUUCAGCUGACAGGGUAGCCUCAUACCUCCAAGAAGAUGAAAUAAAAUCUGAUGCAGUUGAGGUGAUACCUAGAAAUGAAGCAGAAUUUGACAUUGAAAUUGAUCAUGGGAUAUUCAGUUGGGACCCAGAAUCCAAAUUUCCAACACUUGAAGACAUAGAAUUGAAGGUGAGUGGGGGCAUGAAAGUGGCCAUUUGUGGGACUGUUGGCUCAGGAAAGUCCAGCUUACUCUCAUGCAUAUUAGGAGAAAUACCAAAACUGGGAGGGACAGUAAGAAUAAGUGGCACCAAAGCAUAUGUUCCUCAGUCCCCAUGGAUACUUUCUGGGAACAUUAGAGAAAACAUUCUCUUUGGCAAUCCAUUUGACAGUGAGAAAUAUGAAAAGACAAUUCAGGCUUGUGCACUGAAGAAGGAUUUUGAGCUCUUUGCCAGUGGGGAUCUGACGGAGAUUGGAGAGAGAGGAAUUAAUAUGAGCGGAGGACAAAAGCAACGGAUCCAGAUCGCAAGAGCAGCCUACCAGGAUGCUGAUAUAUACCUUCUUGAUGACCCUUUCAGUGCUGUGGAUGCUCAUACAGGCACACAACUUUUUAAGGAUUGCCUAAUGGGGGUUCUUAGAGACAAGACCAUACUUUAUGUUACACACCAAGUCGAGUUUCUUCCAGCUGCAGACCUUAUCCUGGUGAUGCAGCAGGGAAGGAUUGCACAAGCUGGAAGGUUUCAUGAGCUUCUGCAACAAAAUAUAGGAUUUCAGGUGUUAGUCGGAGCUCACAGCCAAGCUCUUGAAUCAAUACUUAGUGCUGAAAAUUCAAGCAGAAUGUUGCUAACAGAUGAAAGAAAAAUACCAAAAACAUCAAGCAGCAAUGAGUCUGAUGAAGAAAAUACAGCAAAUACCCAGUUCCAAAAUAUUGACAGGCAAGAGUCUGAACAGGAUCUCUGUCAAGAUAUUGCUGACAGAGGGAAGCUAAUGCAAGAUGAGGAAAGGGAAAGAGGAAGCAUUGGCAAAGAGCUUUAUUGGUCGUACCUGACUGCGGUGCGAGGAGGUGCAUUAGUCCCAAUAAUUGUCACAGCACAAUCACUAUUCCAAAUAUUGCAGGUAGCGAGCAACUACUGGAUGGCGUGGGCUUCGCCUCCAACAACAGCUACAGAUCCAGUGGUGGGAAUUAGUCUUCUGUUCUCGGUAUAUAUACUUCUUUCAGUCGGAAGUGCACUGUGUGUGUUGGUCCGAGCAAUGCUUGUAGCAAUCACCGGCCUUUUGACAUCACAAAAGUUCUUCGAAAACAUGCUAAAUUGCAUCCUUCGUGCCCCAAUGUCUUUCUUUGAUUCCACUCCAACAGGGAGGAUCUUAAACAGGGCCUCUACCGACCAAAGUGUGCUAGACAUGGAAAUAGCAGGAAAAUUAGGCUGGUGUGCAUUCUCGAUUAUACAAAUUCUUGGGACCAUUGCAGUUAUGUCGCAGGUUGCAUGGCCAGUUUUUGCCAUAUUCAUUCCUGUGACAGCAAUUUGUAUCUGGUAUCAACAAUACUAUAUACCAACUGCAAGAGAGUUGGCUCGUUUAUCGGGAAUUCAAAGAGCUCCAAUCCUCCAUCAUUUUGCAGAAUCACUUUCUGGAGCUGCUGCUAUUAGAGCAUUUGGACAUGAAAUUCGGUUCAGCAAUGCAAACCUUAGACUUAUUGACAACCACUCGAGGCCAUGGUUCCAUAAUGUUUCUGCAAUGGAAUGGCUUUCCUUCAGACUGAACUUACUGUCAAAUUUUGUGUUUGCAUUCUCGUUGAUUUUGCUCGUGAGCCUUCCUGAAGGAUUUAUUAAUCCAAGUAUAGCAGGAUUGGCAGUGACCUAUGGAUUAAAUCUCAAUUCACAACUAGCAACUAUCAUCUGGAAUAUAUGCAAUGCGGAAAAUAAAAUGAUCUCAGUUGAAAGAAUACUGCAGUACUCAAGGAUCCAUAGUGAAGCUCCUUUACUGAUUGAAGAGUGUCGACCGCCGAUCAGUUGGCCGGAAAUUGGAACUAUAUACUUUAGGAACUUGGAGGUUAGGUAUGUUGAACACCUGCCAUCAGUUUUGAAGAACAUAACAUGUACAAUUCCAGGAAGGAAAAAAGUUGGCGUCGUAGGACGAACUGGUAGCGGAAAAUCAACUCUAAUACAGGCUCUUUUCCGCAUUGUUGAACCAAGAGAAGGAACCAUUGAAAUUGAUGAUGUGGACAUCUGCAAGAUAGGCCUUCAUGAUUUGCGAUCCAGACUUAGCAUUAUUCCACAAGAUCCAACAAUGUUCGAGGGAACAGUGAGAGGAAAUCUUGAUCCACUGAAUGAAUACCCAGAUAACAGGAUAUGGGAGGUACUAGAUAAGUGUCGACUUGGUGAUCUGAUCCACCGGAAUGAAAAGAAGCUGGAUUCAACAGUUGUUGAAAAUGGAGAAAAUUGGAGUGUCGGUCAGAGACAGCUAUUUUGUCUUGGAAGAGCUCUGUUGAAGAGGAGCAGCAUCCUUGUUCUUGAUGAGGCGACAGCCUCUGUUGACUCUGCUACUGAUGGAAUCAUACAAGUAACAAUUCGUCAAGAAUUCAACGACUGCACAGUUCUCACCAUAGCUCACAGAAUUCAUACAGUCAUAGACAGUGAUCUCAUUCUGGUCCUCAGUGAAGGAAGAGUUCUUGAAUAUGACACCCCUGCCAAAUUACUGGAAAGAGAGGAUUCAUCAUUCUCUAAGCUUAUAAAGGAGUACUCUUUGAGAUCACAGAGUGUGAACCAUAUAGCAAACAGUGAAAGUAACAUUUUUUAAGGCCAUCAACAUUUAAACUCUAUUUUCAAAGCCAUUGGUGGCACAUGAAGGUAAUCCAAGUUCCCGAAGCGAAAACAUCUGGUGUAAUUUGCUAAACUUAAUGCCAUGUUUGUAUGAGUUCCAAAAACAAGAGGCAGACACAACUCUUCAGAAGGGUUUCUAACUUGCAACCCUUAUCCUGGCAAGCAAUGCCAGGUGCACCUCUGGAAUCUACAUCAUAGAAAAAGCAGCAGGAAAUAUUGUUUCUCCAAGGAGAAACUGUUGGACAAAAUUUAAUUUUGGAGCAUUUCUUGCCAUUGGAACUGCAUUUAUUAGCACUAAUUGCUCCCAGAAUCGUGGCAUUAAAGUUGCAUGGUCCUGCAAGACCACGUAACAAUGAUGUAAUUCUCUUAUAAAAUAAAUAAGAUUAUUUUUGAUACAU
Messenger RNA from Phoenix dactylifera (date palm), 5224 nucleotides. Lineage: Eukaryota; Viridiplantae; Streptophyta; Magnoliopsida; Arecales; Arecaceae. The record is from RefSeq and is a predicted model, not a curated record.